Messenger RNA from Sarcophilus harrisii (Tasmanian devil), 1327 nucleotides. Its product is annotated as queuine tRNA-ribosyltransferase catalytic subunit 1-like. Gene Ontology annotation, cellular component: cytosol. NCBI's taxonomy places the organism in Eukaryota, Metazoa, Chordata, Mammalia, Dasyuromorphia, Dasyuridae. The record is from RefSeq and is a predicted model, not a curated record. Gene Ontology annotation, molecular function: tRNA-guanosine(34) queuine transglycosylase activity.
AUGGUGGCCCCUACGGAUCCCCAGUCCACGAGGUGUCCAGAACCGAUGACAGCGUUAGCUGCUGGUGCCGCAGGCGGGCCUCGGCCGGCAGCCUUGGCCCUGCGGGUGGUGGCCGAGUGCGGCCGCAGCAAGGCGCGGGCGUGCGAGCUGCGCCUGCCGCACAGCACCGUGGCCACGCCGGUAUUCAUGCCCGUGGGGACUCAGGGAACCAUGAAGGGAGUCACGGCCGUGCAGCUGGACGGCCUGGGGUGCCGCAUCUGUCUGGGCAACACCUACCACCUGGGCAUGAGGCCGGGUCCUGAGCUCAUACAGAAGGCAGGGGGGCUGCAUGGCUUUAUGAACUGGAACCGAAACCUCCUCACGGACAGUGGUGGCUUCCAAAUGGUGUCUCUGCUGGCUCUGUCCGAAGUGACAGAGGAAGGAGUGCGAUUCCAUUCCCCAUAUGAUGGUGCCGAGAUCCUGCUGAGCCCAGAGAAGUCUGUGGAGAUUCAGAAUGCUCUGGGUUCAGACAUCAUGAUGCAGCUGGAUGAUGUGGUCAGCAGUACUCUGACCUGCUCUCGGGUGGAGGAAGCCAUGCACAGGUCCAUCCGCUGGCUAGACCGGUGUAUCUCAGCCAACCAACGGCCUGACCAACAAAACCUAUUUGCCAUCAUUCAGGGUGGGCUGGAUCCUGUUUUACGGAGCAAAUGCCUUGAAGAGAUGACCAAGAGGGACGUUCCAGGCUUUGCCAUUGGGGGAUUGAGUGGGGGCAAGAGUAAGGAGUAGUUCUGGAAGAUGGUGACCCUGAGCACAGACCACCUGCCUCGGGAGAAGCCGCGCUACCUUAUGGGUGUUGGCUACGCUACCGACUUAGUGGUCUGCGUUGCCCUGGGCUGUGACAUGUUUGACUGUGUCUUCCCCACACGCACAGUGCGCUUUGGGUCCGCCCUUGUCCCCACGGGAAACCUCCAGCUGAAGAAAAAGCAAUUUGCAAAGGAUUUCCGACCCAUUGAUGAGGCGUGUAUGUGCCCCACCUGUCAGAGGCACACAAGGGCCUUCCUCCAUGUUUUACUGCAUAGCAACAACACAGCUGCCUUGCAUCAUGUCACUGUGCACAACAUCGCCUACCAGCUGCGGCUGAUGGAUGCUAUCUGGACCAGCAUUGUGGAACACCGCUUCCCAGACUUUGUUAGGGACUUCAUGAAGACCAUGUAUGGAGAUGUGGGGCGCUGCCCAGGCUGGGCCGUGGAGGCCCUGCAGUCAGUGGGCAUCCCUUUAAGCUGACUUGUCUAUCCCAGUCCCCAAGCAGGGCUGUGCUCCUGAUCUGGACCUGGGGUUGGGAACCUCU